This is a messenger RNA of Pelobates fuscus (common spadefoot toad), 695 nucleotides long. RefSeq names its product mitochondrial ribosomal protein L35 (gene MRPL35). Gene Ontology annotation, cellular component: mitochondrion; ribosome. Gene Ontology annotation, molecular function: structural constituent of ribosome. NCBI's taxonomy places the organism in Eukaryota, Metazoa, Chordata, Amphibia, Anura, Pelobatidae. Gene Ontology annotation, biological process: translation. The record is from RefSeq and is a predicted model, not a curated record. The transcript is spliced from 5 exons. Bases 38 to 637 code for a protein of 199 amino acids.
UAAUGGUACAGUCCGUGCCGUGGGCCCGCUGACUGUCAUGGCGCUGCCCUGUGUGCGGCUCGGUGCUGUCCGGCUCUGGCCCGCUCCAAUAACCAGGCACUUAUGGAUAUUUCCUCGAGCUGAUCUUAGCACAGCAGCACUCCCGAGGUCUGCGCUUAACUCUCCUGGUAAUGUAAGAAACUCAUUGGGGUUAUGCUCUGUGGUCCCAAGAUCUACACGAGCAUAUUGUAUGUCUGCAAUGACUAAACCGUCUCCUGUUUUUGGGAAUCUAACGUCUACAAACUACUCAUCAAUUCUCCAGAGAGUAACUCCUCUACUUCCAAGCAUCCUACAGCAACCCACAAGAUCUCUCACUUACUUUGGUGUAAGAUCAGGAAAAAGAAAAUCUGUGAAAGCUGUUCCUAAACGUUUUAUGCGUCUUCACUGUGGGCUGUGGAUACGCAAAAAGGCUGGUUAUAAAAAGAAGCUAUGGAAGAAAAUGGCGGCUAGGAAGAAGCGGCUCCGAGAAGUGGUGUUCUGUAAUAAGACACAGAGCAAACUGCUUGAUAAAAUGACAACAUCCUUCUGGAAGAGACGGAAUUGGUACAGUGACGACCCCUACCAAAAAUACCAUGACCGCACUAACCUGAAAGUGUAGGCAUGGGCUUGCUGUACAUUUAAUCUCUUUGUAAUAAAACCUGUGUAUUUAAUAUAAA